UUGUUUGGUGCGCGUUUGUUGGAUCUCUGGCUAAUGCCUGUUAGCUUGUGGCUUCGUUCGUUCGAGUUUUGUUGACAAACUGGCCCGGUCGCUCGUCCGAGGCUAGCUGCGCGGUUGUGGCUUUAGCCUCCCGGGAGAGGCUUGGGACUCCGCUCGGAGUGUUUUCGUAAACUCCCUAAGGAAUUCCUAAAAAAUAAAAAAAAACAGGUUUUCAACGACCCAACAUCCCUCUGUGAAUGACGCAAAGUUGUCAUCGAACUGAACUUUUCCAUUGCGUCCAACGAGAAAGUGGACCAGUAUAAUCUUGCGUCACAUCCAGAGUCCAUCCAGAGUUUACCCAGAGGCACACCCCAAAGCUUCAGCCUAUGUUUCCAUGUAUAUUUACUCCCAGGACACGGAUUACACACUGUGCUGCUGCGAAACUCCUCUGCAAUAUCAGGGCAAUCCUGUCCUCUUGUCAUGUGGCUGCUUUACAGAAAAAGGCCUAAAUUAGCCUCACUGUCAUUGCUUUGUACUACAUCGCCAUGGACCGGAAUAAACGCAACUCCAUCGCUGGUUUCCCUUCACGGUCGGAACUCCUCAGUGAGGACAGCGAUGGUGUUGGAGGAGUAGGAACUGGGGAGAUGGGCCCACCAUCUCAGCUGGGGGGCAGGGUAUGUCCUUCCUCAUACAGAGCCCUCAUCAGUGCCUUUACCUGUCUAACACGCCUUGAUGACUUCACUUGUGAAUGGAUUGGCUCAGGAUUCUUCUCUGACGUCUUCAAGGUACGACAUCGAGCGUCAGACCAGGUGAUGGCCUUGAAGAUGAACAAGCUCAGCAGCAACAGAGCGAACAUGCUCAGAGAGGUCCAACUGAUGAACCGCCUCUGCCAUCCCAACAUACUCAGGUUUAAGGGAGUGUGUGUCCAUGAAGGUCAACUUCACGCUUUGACAGAGUACAUUAAUGGCGGAAACCUGGAGCAGCUUCUGGAGAGCAACAAUCAUCUGAGCUGGCUCUCCAGGGUGAAGCUGGCCUGCGAUAUUGCCAGCGGUGUGGCUUACUUGCACUCCAAGGGCAUUUUCCACCGAGACCUCACCUCAAAGAACUGCUUGAUCAAAUGUGAUGACAAUGGCUACACUGCAGUGGUGGGAGACUUUGGCCUCGCAGAGAAGAUCCCUACAAAUCAGACUGAAGUGGAGAAGCUUUCAGUGGUUGGCUCGCCGUUCUGGAUGGCUCCAGAGGUCCUCAGAGAUGAACCCUAUAACGAGAAGGCUGACGUCUUCUCCUAUGGAAUCGUCAUGUGUGAAAUCAUCGCCAGGGUCCAGGCCGACCCCGACUUCCUUCCUCGCACUGAGAACUUCGGCCUGGACUAUCACACGUUCCAGCACAUGGUUGGAGACUGCCCGUCGGACUUCCUCCAGCUGGCCUUUAACUGCUGCAACAUGGAUCCUAAACUGCGUCCGUCUUUUCAAGACAUCGUCAGACACCUGGAGGAGGUUCUGGUCCAGCUGAAGGUGGAAGACAUGCAGCAUGCGUGUGUCGCUUUGAGCGGGGAGGCUGACAAGAAGAUGAUUCCCAAAGGUGAGAAGAUCCAGGGGUUCAAGCGUCAGAAUCCUCUUGGUUUCCAAAAUGACAAAAUCCCCCCCAAAUCCCCCCGCCCCAGGCGAAACAUCUGGCUCAGCCGCAGCCAAUCGGACAUCUUCUCCUGCAAGCCUGGAAGGAAAGUCAACGUCCAGGACCCCUACUACAACCCCCCCAGCUCCCAGAGAUCCCCCAGAGCUUGCAAGGUCAACCCUUUCACUGCCCGCGAGGACUUAUGCGGCGGGAAAAUUAAGUUUUUUGACGUCCCCAGCAAGUCCGUCUUCUCUCUGGUGUUUGACCUUCACUCGCCUCCUGGCAGCGCGUUCAGCAACCAUCCCAGCUCUCACGGAGCCGGAGGAACCCAGCAGCAGACAUCCUACUACUGGCAGCAGCUGCCGGGAAGGCAGUGCCACUCCUUACCGGUGUCCCCGCAGCUGCCACGCUCAGAGAUGGUGCACCUGGCGGCGGCCAUGGCCACCAACAAUAACGGCUCUGUGACAUGCAACGCCGGCCAGCUGUCCGCCACUCUGCCAGCCUCUAAUUCCAGAUCCGAGACCAGCUUGAUAUCAAACGACGUCCGACAGAGGGCGUUGCUGAGCGGCUGGGCCAGGAAGUUCUUUGUGGUCGACAUCCCACCUUACUGCAGGCAGAGAGGAGGGGAUGAUGACGGAGACGACGAGAAGAAGGAGGGGAACAAGGAGGACGUGAGCGGGGAGAGCUGGUCUCCCAUAAUCACCAGCAGUGAGACGGACAGCGGGGAGGCCAUGGACUGCUCCAGCAGCCGCGAGGAAGAGGAGGAGCACCAGCGGCGAACGGAGGCAUGUCCAAUGUGACUCAGAGGAGAACCACAGGGACAGGACAGGAGAAGAGCGACUCCUGCAUGUGAGAGUGAAAGAUCGGGAAAAAUGAAAACUAAUGUUCAUUUUCCGUCAUUCAAGUGAAUGUAUCACAAGUUAAAUGAAUGAACCACUUAACUUAGGUAAGCCUUUUCCGAGCCGUCGCCCUGCUGGCAUGGUCCUGAAGGAGCACACGACCCCGUCAUCCACAAAUCUGCAUAAAGAUUAUUUUUCUGAAGAGGUUGUUUAUAUUUAAUGCCGACAGAUGUAGAUUUUUAAAACGGUCCUUCACUCUCGUCACGUCUAUAAGAAGGAAUAUUGAAGAUUCCUUUAUUUGUGUAAGAAUUCAAAUGUAUAUUUUGAUAUUUUCUGUGUUCACUGUGAGAUGAAACAUCUUCACACAUCAAAUCCCAAACAGUACCUUUUCUGUUCCAGGAAAAAAAAAAAAAAAUCAAAUUUUCCCGCUAAACUCCACAAGGAAGAAGAGCCAAAGUCUCCACUGAAGGCAAAGGCAGCUCAGUUCAGGAAAAAAAACACACGACAUGUUCAUCACCCGAGCAAUAACCCUCUGCAGAACUGGGUCAUGUGGUUUUCUGUUUUGGUUAUUUUUUGGUUAAAAAAACCCAUUCUGCUUGGUGGAGUCGUUGUGCCAUCAGUGGCAUAAAUCAAGAAAAAACUAGUAAAAAGAAGCUGUGUCUGUUCUAAUGUUUAACUAUGUCACAAUAAGACUGCAUGAAGUCGUUCUGAAACUGGAAAUGAUCUGGUCAGAGAUGACUAGUGGAGUUUGACAGUCGGUGUAGCUUUUAAGGGUUAAAUGAAGACCAGUACAAUGUUCAUUUCACAGGAAGCUGUAACUGAAAAAAGAACGGUGCCGCUUUGCACUAAAACAGUAUUGUAAACCAAAGGGAUUCAUGCUGAGUUUGAUCAUCUGUUGGUCACUAAUCCCUCUGGACUGUUGUUUUUUAUGCUUAAAAAAACUCCAGCUCAUCUCUGGACAUUCAUGAAAUCUCUUUUUAAUGAAAAUUGAGGCUGAAAAAAUAGAUGAAGGGACUCAAAACAUUUCCUGAAAAUAAUAAAAAUGGCAGAAUUUGGUGGCAAACUUUCUAAACCUGAAACGUAGCAACUCUGUUCAAAACAAUUUGGAAUAAUCUAAUUCAAACUUGAGGAACAGCCUAGAAAACAGUUUUCUGUGAAGCGCCUGCAUUAGUGGGAGCUUCUUCAUGACCAACUGGACUCCUGAAAGAUCAGAAAGAUGUUCCCAUCAUUCAUAAAUAUUAAAAACAUUUUGCCAUCAACACGCUCACUGACUUUAUGUUGAGUUUCUCUGCUGCGUUUCCUGUUCUGUGGCUUCUGUAAGCUCUCACUCUGUUCAGUAGGAACUCAAACACACCUGUCCAGGUGUCACCAGGGAACUCUGUCACUACCUUUCUAUGCAACUUUUAAUUAUCUCACGGUUUGAUGGGAUAAACAGUUGAUAUUUAUAAAAAAAACCAUGUAAUGUCUUACCCUUUUGUAUAUUUGUGUCAAAUGCUUGUGUUUUCUGCUUUGUUGAUAAAGAUUGAGAUGUUUUUUCCUGACCAAAUAACAAAACUUCCUUGA
This is a messenger RNA of Oryzias latipes (Japanese medaka), 3995 nucleotides long. It is a transcript of the gene tesk2, whose product is annotated as testis associated actin remodelling kinase 2. The record is from RefSeq and is a predicted model, not a curated record. Gene Ontology annotation, molecular function: ATP binding; protein serine/threonine kinase activity. Gene Ontology annotation, biological process: actin cytoskeleton organization; protein phosphorylation. Gene Ontology annotation, cellular component: nucleus; cytoplasm. Lineage: Eukaryota; Metazoa; Chordata; Actinopteri; Beloniformes; Adrianichthyidae.